Sesamum indicum (sesame) is the source of this 2964-nucleotide messenger RNA. It is a transcript of the gene PRP39, whose product is annotated as Tetratricopeptide repeat (TPR)-like superfamily protein. Gene Ontology annotation, biological process: RNA processing; mRNA 5'-splice site recognition. Gene Ontology annotation, cellular component: U1 snRNP; U2-type prespliceosome; commitment complex. The record is from RefSeq and is a predicted model, not a curated record. Gene Ontology annotation, molecular function: pre-mRNA 5'-splice site binding; protein binding. Lineage: Eukaryota; Viridiplantae; Streptophyta; Magnoliopsida; Lamiales; Pedaliaceae.
CGUUGCCGUUUCCGAUUACAAAAUAAAGCCCUAAUUUCCAAAUUCCCUCUUUUCCCCUUUCCCUCGACCAAAAACCUCAAACACGAAAACCUCUUCUCGUUGAAAGAGAGAGUGAGAAAAAGAGGGAGACAUCACAGUUUGCCUCUGGAAAGUUCGCGAUUUCCUCGUCGUCUCCUCUCUCGCUUACAGUUCUUGGUGGACACCUGAUUGGUAAUAUGGGUGACAGUGAGACCGUGAUGGAACAAACACCUUACAGCAAUGCGAGUGUAACCGCUGCUUCUGAUGCUGGUGGGUCUGCUGCUCAGGCCACUAAUACGGUUGGUCCUGUUUCUGCCACUGUAUCUAGUACAGGAGUGGUAGUUUCUUCUGAUGGAAGUAUGAAUACAGAUGAUUCGGCGGCUCAUGGUUCUGAUAUUGGUGCUGGAAAUGCCUACGGCACAGCAGUAAAUUCCGUCCAGCAUGAAAACCCUAUUGUAAUGGCAUAUGAUGCUAAUGAAAAUCCUGCUGGUCCUGCAAACUCUUCUCUGGAUUCAGCUCAAGUUGCUGGUUAUGAUUCUUCAUUGAAUGGUAAUGGUGUUAGUGAAGCAGGGGCCGGAGCAACAGCUGGUAUUAGUGAAAAUGGGGUCACUCCAGCUGAUGGUAUUGGAUCUGGUCUGCAUCAACCUGUGGAUGGAUCUGGCCUUAGCGCAGAAGAAGAAAGAUUGUGGAGUAUAGUGACGGCUAAUUCUUUGGAUUUCAAUGCCUGGACUGCAUUAAUUGAAGAAACAGAGAGAAUGUCAGAGGGUAACAUUUCAAAAAUUCAAAAAGUCUAUGAUACCUUUUUAGCCGAAUUUCCUCUAUGCUAUGGUUACUGGAAGAAGUAUGCUGAUCAUGAGGCGCGCCUCAGCUCAGUGGAUAAAGUUGCAGAGGUUUAUGAACGAGCUGUUCAAGGAGUUACCUACUCUGUGGACAUGUGGUUGCAUUAUUGUGUUUUUGCUAUUGGAACAUAUGGAGAUCCUGACACCAUCAGAAGGUUAUUUGAAAGAGCAUUAGCGUAUGUUGGGACUGAUUACUUAUGCUUUCCACUUUGGGACAAAUACAUUGAGUAUGAAAUUUCGCAACAAGAUUGGCCUCGUGUUGCCACAAUUUACACAAGGGUAUUGGAAAUUCCAAAUCAGCAGCUGGAUCGUUAUUUCGAAGGAUUUAAAGAAUUGGUUGCUAGUAGGCCUCUGUCUGAGUUGCGAACAGCUGAAGAAGCUGCUGUUGCAGCUGGUGCAAAUACUGAAGCUGCUGGUCAAGAAAAUGAGGGAGAGGUUCCUCCUACUGGUCCGGAACAAUCUUCUAAGGCUGUAAGUGCAAGCUUAAAAGAUGCUGAGGAGUUGGAGAAGUAUAUCGCCAUUAGAGAAGAGAUAUAUAAGAAAGCUAAAGACUUCGAUUCUAAGAUCAUUGGUUUUGAAACAGCUAUUAGGAGGCCAUACUUUCAUGUGCGGCCCCUCAAUGCUGCAGAACUUGAAAAUUGGCAUAACUAUCUUGAUUUUAUUGAAGGUGGUGGUGACUUCAAUAAGGUUGUUAACGUCUAUGAAAGAUGUCUAGUAGCUUGCGCCAAUUACCCUGAAUACUGGAUACGAUAUAUUUUGUGCAUGGAAGCUAGUGGCAGCAUGGAGCUCGCUGAAAAUGCACUUGCUAGAGCUACUCAAGUCUUUGUGAAGAGGCAACCAGAGAUCCAUCUUUUUGCUGCUCGAUUUAAGGAGCAGCAUGGUGACAUUUCUGGAGCCCGAGCUGCUUAUCAACUUGUGCACACUGGUAUUUCACCUGGUCUUCUCGAAGCAAUCAUCAAGCAUGCGAACAUGGAAAACCGACUUGGAAACCUGGAUGAUGCAUGUUCCUUAUAUGAGCAGGCAAUUUCAAUUGAAAAAGGAAAGGAGCAGUCACAGACUUUGCCUUUGUUGUUCGCUCAAUACUCACGUUUUGUGUUCUUGGUUUCUGGCAAUGCUGAUAAGGCAAGGGAGAUUCUUGUUCAAGGUGCGGAGAGUGCGCAAAUGUCAAAGCCCCUAUUGGAGGCAAUGAUCCACUUAGAGUCAAUUCAGUCGCUUCCGAAGCAAAUAGAAUAUUUAGAUUCCUUGGUUGAAAAAUUCAUCGUUCCUAAUCCCGAAAACCCUAGUAUCGCAAGUGUUGAAGAAAGAGAGGAACUAUCAAGCAUUUUCUUGGAGUUCUUGGAUCUCUUUGGAAAUGCACAAUCCAUAAAAAAGGCUGAUGAUCGACAUGCAAAACUGUUCUUGCACCACAAAAGCACAGCAGAGUCAAGGAAGCGUCAUUCAGAGGAUUAUUUAGUCUCAGACAGAACGAAACUUGCAAAAUCACUUAGUUCAACAUCUGCUCCUUCGGUGAUGGGUGCAUAUCCCAGUACUCAAAAUCAGUGGGCGGCAGGUUAUGGUGUACAACCUCAAGCUUGGCCUCAGGCCUCGCAGGCUCAGGCACAACAAUGGACCCCAGGCUAUGCACAACAGGCUGCAUAUGGUGCAUAUGGUAGUUAUGGAACGGGUUACACUCAUCCACAAGUACCCACAUCUGUGCCCCAAACUGCUGCUGCAUAUGGAACUUAUCCUCCGACUUAUCCAGCACAGGCUUUUCCCCAGCAGGCGUAUGCACAGCCAACAGCAGCUGCAACUUUGACCCCAGCCCAGCAGCCUGCUGCAGCUCCUCCUGCUACAUAUUACUCCAGUUACUACUGAGAGGGAGAAGGCUAAUUGCAAUCAGUUUUGCUGUCUGUACUCUGAUCUGUAGGUCGGCUGUAUGAUAUAGACCAAUACCAUGAGUUUUUAUGUGCAUGGAAGUGGUUCACGUUGUUCGGGAUAGUAGGCAGGAUGGUAGAUGUAGUGUUGUGGUCUACAUUUUAACAAGCCCCCAUUGUAUUUUUCCGAAUCAUUUUGUUCCCAAAUUAUUUUUCUUACUGUUUCUUAUCAAGGAUAGAUGGCUUAUAGAAGA